AUGACAUCGUCAAUGCACCAACAUCAACAACAACAACAACAACAACAACAACAGCAGCAGCAGCAGUAUCAGUCCGAGAGUUUGUACUUCUACCAGCCCCCUCACGACGGCAACACAGGCAUUGGUUACUACGACCCCAGCGCACUGCAGCAGCAGCAGCAGCAGCAGCAGCCACCUAGCGGCGGGNGCGGCGGGUACCACCAAGCCGGUGCGAGCCAAUUCUUUGUUGGCGAGGAGGAUACGCACAGCACGCAUGACUAUCAACAACAAUACCAUCAGCAACCACAACAGCAGCUUCCAUAUGUGCACGCGACUAAGAUAGGUGUCGGAACACCAACCAUCUCUCGGACGACGUCCUGCACAUCGCCUAGAAAAUUCACCGGGGGUUCAGGUUCCCAUAGUAUGCACAGCAGUCCCUUUCAAUCUAACAACGCCGUGCAUAUGCCGCCGCUUCCGCCAAGCUCACGUCCAUUUGUGCAGAUGCCGCCGCCGUCGUCGUCGUCUUCCGUCACGGUGAUAACUCCACAGGCCCCGGUAUUCCGCGACUAUUCGCCACAGCCUCCACAAAUGCCGCCUCAGCAACAGCUGCCAUAUCAGCAUGNCAGGCCCCGGUAUUCCGCGACUAUUCGCCACAGCCUCCACAAAUGCCGCCUCAGCAACAGCUGCCAUAUCAGCAUGCUCCCUCGCCUGUAG
Molecule: messenger RNA, 693 nt
Organism: Trypanosoma grayi
Lineage: Eukaryota; Euglenozoa; Kinetoplastea; Trypanosomatida; Trypanosomatidae
Exons: 1
Coding region: 1-693 (230 amino acids)
Source: RefSeq, a predicted model, not a curated record